CGUCAGAUCAGCGCGUUGUAACGUUGCUGAGUUGUCAGUUCCGCUGCUUCGGUCGUCUCCCCAUCUGGAUUCAACUUUCCGAAUUGCCUCAUAAUCGUCUCAAUAUAUACGCGCAAUAUGGCAGAGACGUCAAAGGAAUCGACCUCGCCGAAGGCAGCCGCUGCUUCAUCGCCUCCAGCUGAGGCAACCCCUGCACCUGCAGAGGAGACUUCUACUGAACCACCCACUGCAGAGAACCACGCCGAACCUGCUGAAGAUUUCCAUAACCCUGAUCAUUGGGCCAACUUGAACGAGGGCGAUGAGCCAGGAGAGGAUGACGCUGAUUCAGCGGUCGGAGAUGAUGCUGCUAGCUCAACUGAGUCAAUUUCUUCGAGCAUCCUUCAUUACCGCACGAUUCACGGGAGGACGUAUCACUCUGAGCGGGGAAAUGCCGAGUAUUGGACGCCGAACGAUGAGCAUCAUAAUGAGUCCAUGGAUAUCAAUCACCACCUCCUGUGUCUGUCGCUAGAGGGAAAACUCCAUCUAGCUCCUCUCAAGGAUGACAUUCAGAGAGUCCUAGAUAUCGGGACCGGGACUGGUAUUUGGGCUAUCGAUUUCGCAGAUGAGUAUCCCAAUGCCGAAGUCGUCGGAACGGACAUCUCUCCCAUCCAACCUGACUGGGUCCCACCCAAUCUCAAGUUCGAAAUCGAAGACUGUACCCAAGAGUGGACCUACAACCCCAACUCUUUCGAUUACGUCCAUAUGCGCUAUAUGUAUGGAAGUAUAAGCGACUGGUCCGCCCUGUUCAAAGAGGCAUUCCGCGUCUGCAAGCCCGGCGGGUGGGUUGAGAGCUAUGAAGCCUCCCCUCGAAUGGAAAGCGACGAUGGCACUGUAACUGAAACCUGUGCUAUCAACGAAUGGGGCAAGUUCUUUAUCGAAGGCGGCAAAAAGCUAAAUCGCACUUUUGAGAUCAUUGAUAAGGAUUUGCAGCAGAAGGGGAUGGAGGAAGCAGGUUUUGUUGACGUCAAAGUUUGGGAUUUCAAGGCACCUAUUGGAGGCUGGCCCCAGGACCCUCGGCUCAAGCAAAUUGGACAGUUUGCUCAGGCUGCGCUUGAGCAGGACUACGAGGGUUAUGUUCUGUAUAUGGCUAAUAUGGUUCUUGGCUGGACUAAGGAGGAAGUCUCUGUGUACUGCGCUCAAUUGCGACGCGAGAUUCGAUCUGGAAAGUUUCAUCCUUUCUAUCGUCAGAGGGUUGUCUACGCAAGGAAGCCCGAAUAGAUAUGAAGUCGCAGAUUGGGAGACUUUCCAUUUUGACCAAAGAAUUGCGGAAUUAAUUGAGAGCUCGGCAGCCGUGUGUUCGCAUUGCUUCUGGGGUAUUCAGACCUGUCGUGAGAGUUUGACUGGCGUUGCCACAGGCUUCAUGAUUCUUCCCUCAUGCCAAUGAAAAAUGUCGGAAUUAAAUCACAUCAUGAUGCAACCGACGGCUUUGACAUGUGCACACUCUAAUGCAAUUCACAAGCUUUCUGAAAUAUAUUAACCUCGGGAUCUGUGACAGUCUUGGCU
Fusarium verticillioides 7600 is the source of this 1542-nucleotide messenger RNA. RefSeq lists its product as hypothetical. The record is from RefSeq and is a predicted model, not a curated record. NCBI's taxonomy places the organism in Eukaryota, Fungi, Ascomycota, Sordariomycetes, Hypocreales, Nectriaceae. The coding region runs from base 118 to 1257 and encodes 379 amino acids. Gene Ontology annotation, molecular function: methyltransferase activity. The transcript has 9 exons.